Molecule: messenger RNA, 552 nt
Organism: Laccaria bicolor S238N-H82
Lineage: Eukaryota; Fungi; Basidiomycota; Agaricomycetes; Agaricales; Hydnangiaceae
Exons: 2
Coding region: 1-552 (183 amino acids)
Source: RefSeq, a predicted model, not a curated record
AUGGACCUCUAUUGCUGGCGCUUAUGCGAAGCAGUGCUCUGCGUUGGCAUUGCUUGCGAGAUCAGGAGGUCGUUCUUGCAGAUUGCUGUUUUGGUAGUCUGGAUGAGAGAUUCGACGAGGAUCCGGAAUGCUGUGAUAUCUUUUCCCCCGUCUUCCCAACCCUUGCUCUCUACAUUCUGGGCACGGGCGUCAGACGUCCAUCUCCGAAAUGCCAUGAUCCUACAAACUUACCCACAGUUCCUUUACUUCUCUCUCCGGACUGUUGCAUUUUCCAUAUCAUCGUAUGCCGAGUUUCGGUGGAUCCAAGAGCAUCAGGACUAUAGCCGCUUGAAGCAACGAUGUCGACAAAAGUUUCUGCAGGAGACAGUCACCAAAAUUCUGGUCGUGAAAGGGUCUGUGAUUUUGACUGAUCUCUUGCGUCGAAGAAUUGGACAGGCAUCAAUAUGCACGCGAGCCGUCGUCAAACCCAGGACAUUCGAAUACGUUACUCGCAGUGGAACGAUUUCGUAUAAUCAUAAAACUUACCAGAUUGACUCCGUAGCUCAACCGUAG